Messenger RNA from Vigna unguiculata (cowpea), 659 nucleotides. The record is from RefSeq and is a predicted model, not a curated record. NCBI's taxonomy places the organism in Eukaryota, Viridiplantae, Streptophyta, Magnoliopsida, Fabales, Fabaceae.
UCAUUGAGCUCUAUUGUUAUUCAUUAUUUUCCAUAAACAUAUAUAAUGAAUUACCUUAUUUCUUUCUUCAUCAUCUUUUCAUUAUUUCAGAAUUCAGCUAAGGGAUUUUACUGGAAAAUGGCACAAACAUGGUUUACUAUCCAUGGUUUGUGGCCAUCUACAAACUUCUUUCCACAACCAUCCAAGUGCACAAGUGACUUAUUCGAUCUUUCCAAGAUCCAAAAUAUAGUACCUCAGCUACAUCAAGAUUGGCCAAAUUAUCUUCGUAGGCGUGAUUCAGAAUUUUGGGAAUAUGAGUGGAAGAAGCAUGGAACGUGCUCCAAUAUGCAGCAAUUUGAUUACUUCAGAUUGGCAUUAGAUAUCUAUGCAAGGAAUGAUCUUGAAGCAAUACUUAGAAAUGCGGGUAUAUCACAUUCACAUGGUAAGACAUACGUUACAAAUGAUAUCAUCUCAGCUAUACGCAACUCAGCUAUAGGUGUUGAACCACAACUAAUCUGUAGAAAAACUGGAAAUCUAUCUGAAAUAAGGAUAUGUUUGAACACAGACCCUAUUCCCCAGUACAUCAAUUCUGCUUCACAAGGAAACUGUACUUAAAAGACAAUGGAAUGCAAACACCACGUGCAAUCUCGUGAAGUCUACGACAUUGUCUCCAAAAAUUG